Molecule: messenger RNA, 873 nt
Organism: Daldinia loculata
Lineage: Eukaryota; Fungi; Ascomycota; Sordariomycetes; Xylariales; Hypoxylaceae
Exons: 3
Coding region: 1-873 (290 amino acids)
Biological process (GO): mycotoxin biosynthetic process
Source: RefSeq, a predicted model, not a curated record
AUGACCGAAAAACAUGAGUAUAAGCCCUUGAUGGGCGAAGAAAUAAGUGAAGAAACCCAAGGCCUCGAAAACCAACAUCCUACGAGUACAGCAAAAGACACCAAACGGUCAAAUCGGUUUAACAUAGUUCUAAUAAUACUCAUUGUCCUCUCACUUUCUUUGAAUAUCUUGCAGAUCAGCCUCUACAAGGUAUUACUCUCACAUAAUGCUCGGUGCGAGUCUGGGACAUAUCGAACAAAAUAUGCCGGGUUAAAAGAAGGCGAAGUAGAUGUAUUUUGGAACCAGAAAGGCGCCUACACAGACUCUGACGAUGAUGUACGGGAUCGCCUUUGGGAUAGCCUGGACUUCGACCCGGGUGUCGUCGCCGUACCUAAGUUAUGGGCGGCAGAGAAGGGCUUGGAUGAAGGCGCAACCUUUCCUUGGGAUUCCAGCAAAUCUCUCUAUUUCGUGAACGCUUAUCACAGCUUACAUUGCAUCAAACAAGUUUAUCGAGCUUUCAGGGACUACCGAAUGGGAAACCCUCCAUCGAUAUCGAACGGACACGUAGUGCACUGCUUAGACCAGCUGCUUGCGGAUAUUAAGUGCCAAGCGGACGACACGCUCCGCGCCACAAACGUUUCGACUCCUCAUAAUUCGGCUGUAUAUCAAACGCACAAGUGUCGCAACUGGGAUGCAUUAGAGAAAUGGACGCAGACUUAUCCGAGCUGCUACCGCUAUGGAAACGGCACCUUCGAGGACAAUCAGCCAAGCCAGCUUCCGAGAUUUAGGUUCUGUCAGGAGGGUACCCCUGAGUUGGAAAAGGCACGGAAGUAUUUUGGAAAGGGUAAGGACUGGAAGCCUAUUGAAGAGAAGAAAUUCAGCUGGGUUGAUUGA